CACGUCUGGUUCUGGAGACUAGACUGGUUCUCAGUUCUCAUCUCAGUCGCCAUCUUAUCUCCGUUAUGUACUGAUGGCAGUGUUAGCUCUUGUGUCAAUAUUUCCAGUGUAAAGUUUACUCAACAGUUAUUGUUUUACAUGUUUGUGCGGUAGAUCAAAUGUUUUAAUUGUAAAGUAGUCGGGAAAUAUACAAGUGCAAAAAUGGCGGGGCAAACUAUGACAGAUAGACUUUUGGCAGCUCGACACAGUAUCGCCGGGCAAGGAUUAGCCAAAUCAGUUUGUAAAGCAACGACAGAAGAAUUGAUAGGACCAAAAAAGAAACAUUUAGAUUAUUUGAUCCAUUGUACAAACGAGCCGAACGUGUCAAUUCCACAGCUAGCCAACCUUCUAAUAGAGCGAUCACAGAAUGCGAACUGGGUCGUAGUAUUUAAAGCAUUAAUCACAGUACAUCACAUGAUGUGUUACGGGAACGAAAGAUUCACACAAUAUUUGGCUUCGAGUAAUAGCACAUUUCAAUUGAGUAGUUUCCUAGAUAAAAGCGGAGUGCAAGCUGGAGCUAGAGUCGGUUAUGAUAUGUCACCAUUUAUUAGGCGCUAUGCCAAAUACCUUAAUGAAAAAGCUAUGUCAUAUAGGACAGUUGCUUUCGACUUCUGCAAAGUUAAAAGAGGGAAGGAAGACGGCGUUCUGCGCACAAUGAACGCAGAGAACCUGUUGAAGACAUUGCCGGCACUGCAGGCUCAGUUGGACGCUCUGCUAGAGUUCGACUGCACGCCGACCGAUCUCAGCAACGGAGUCAUCAACAUGGCGUUCAUGCUGCUCUUCCGCGACCUCAUACGGCUGUUUGCCGGCUACAACGAUAGCAUCAUCAACCUACUUGAGAAAUACUUCGACAUGAACAAGAAACAGUGCCGGGAGGCGUUGGACCUUUACAAGAAGUUCCUGAUCCGCAUGGACCGGGUGGGCGAAUUCCUGAAGGUGGCCGAGAACGUGGGAAUCGACAAGGGAGAGAUCCCCGACCUCACCAAGGCACCAAGCAGUCUGCUAGAUGCAUUGGAGCAGCACUUGGCUGCCCUAGAAGGCAAGAAGGGGUCGGCCGCUAAUACACCCACACAGUCUGCUAGCCACCGGACAGACGUUAAGAGCGGCGUCUCGGCACUGAAUACGACGUCAUCGUCGUUCGGCACGGCGGCACAGCAGGCGGAGGGGGUGGAGGAGUCACUCCGUCAACAGGCACUCGCUGAGGAGGAGGCCGCCAUCAAUCAGUACAAGGCCAAAGUGCAAAGUCCAACAAGUACGGGCGCCGCUAAUAGUACAAAUCCAUUCCUUAUGUCGUCUCCAACGCAACCGAUUGUAGAUAUUUUCGGAGCUCCGGCCACCACUGCUAAUAAUCAGACGAGCAAGGCCUCUGAUGACCUUCUGCAGCUGGGAAAUCCGUUUGCUGACAUGUUUGGCUCUGCCGCCCCCAGUGCCGCCCCAGCAGCCGCCCCCGUAUCAGCACCCGCCAACGAUUGGAUGUCAAAUGGUUACAACAAUAGUUCUUCGAAUGUAUUCGUCAGUGACAAUACGUUUACAUCAGUGUUUGGAACAAACGAUACCAACACCACUGUUCCAGCUGCCGGAGGUGCUGCGGGUGCAGGAGCGGGAAUGGGUGCGGGUGCGGGAAUCGCAGCAGCAAAUCCAUUUGGUGGUGGCAUUGGGGAUCCACAACCACUCCAGCUGACAGACCCAGUUGCAGCAGCGCCUAUUGCCAGCAACAAGGUGUUGACUGGAGAUUUAGAUAGCAGUUUGGCUUCACUGGCUGAUAACCUCGUCAUCAAUAAACAUAGCCAGCCAAAUAAAGGUGUGCAAUGGAAUUCUCCAAAGAAUACUGCAAAAGCUGGAGGUCCUAGCUGGAGUCCCCAGCCCAUGGCUGCCACCACUGGAGCCAAUUAUAGACCUAUGGGCCAAGGAAUGGCUGGUAGUAUGCAGUUCCCACCUGUACAAACAAUGCAGGCUAUGGGUGGCAUGCGUAUGACGUCACCGGUGCCGGGGGCGGGGCAAGGGGCGGGUGCGCCCAUGGGGGGCAGUCCCCGCCAAAUGCAUCCCCAGGAGGCGGCUCCUCCACCUCUUGACCCUUUCGGGGCUCUGUGAAUGACAGGAAUUCAAAUGGAACUAAAGUCUUCGCACGUCUAGUGUAAAUAUACAUGAGAAAUUUACUAUGCAAAGGACAUUAUUUUGGUCGUUGUUUUAUGCAAAUUAUGUUCAUGGAGGAAACAUUACAUUCUCGAAGGGAUGUGUCACGAAAUUAGAAGUUUCAAUGUAUUUAGAACAACUAGAUAUUUAACGAAAUCAAUUAUUAAUCAAGAAAAGUUUCAAAUUCGAUUUGAAUGUCUCCUGUUAAGUUAAUGUUUUAAUUGUCGUUUUAUUAAAUGUGCGUUUGUUUAAAACUGUUGUUAUCUGUCAGAUUAAAAUUUGUCUCGAAAUUUUGAUAAUUUCGGAUGAAAUUCAUUGUGUUUAAAUGAAUGAAGUGUAUUUUAAUAAAGUUAGCAAUGCUGGGUUGCCUUUAUAUUGGCAAAGCAAUGGCUUCGGAUGAUAUGCGAACUAUUUUAUGAACUUGAAUGAAUUAAGUUUACAAAUUUCAUUUUUCUUUGAACUGAUAUAAUACACCGAUAUAUCUAACUUGUUAACAUUAUCUUAUAGGUUUCUAUAAAUAAUGUAUGUACGAUAGUAUCUGUUAUAAUAAUUUGUGAUUAUCUCUCCCAUUAUUUAUUCACAUGUAUCAUCCCCAGAUCGUCGUGUAUGUAAUAAUAAUAAAUGUAAUGAAAUGAGUAUUGAAUUAGAAUCAUAGGUUAGCUGUAAUGUAAGCAAAUUUACAUUGUAUUCUAGAAGAAAAAUGUAGUUGAAAUAUAUUAUACACUUACUACAUCUCUUCACACAGUAUUAUUGGUGUGUGAAAGAAUAAAUUGAAAGCCAAGCUUAUUACGUUAACGAUAUAUUAUAUAUAAAAUAUGUACGGCAGUCCAUGUUGAAAGUUUAGUACGCUUAGACCUACAGGCUAAUAAAUGUAAUUCAUAUAUAUAUUGUGAGAUAGUCUAAAGUGAUGUUGGUGGAUCUAUCCAACUUCCAUUGAAUUUUCACAAAAAUCUUCUUGUAAUUAAAGACUUUUGCCCAAUGC
Molecule: messenger RNA, 3154 nt
Organism: Nilaparvata lugens (brown planthopper)
Lineage: Eukaryota; Metazoa; Arthropoda; Insecta; Hemiptera; Delphacidae
Product: phosphatidylinositol-binding clathrin assembly protein LAP
Exons: 17
Coding region: 202-2130 (642 amino acids)
Biological process (GO): synaptic vesicle budding from presynaptic endocytic zone membrane; clathrin coat assembly; clathrin-dependent endocytosis
Cellular component (GO): synaptic vesicle; extrinsic component of presynaptic endocytic zone membrane; clathrin-coated pit
Molecular function (GO): SNARE binding; phosphatidylinositol-4,5-bisphosphate binding; 1-phosphatidylinositol binding
Source: RefSeq, a predicted model, not a curated record